Bacillus rossius redtenbacheri is the source of this 1947-nucleotide messenger RNA. RefSeq lists its product as uncharacterized. The transcript is spliced from 3 exons. Lineage: Eukaryota; Metazoa; Arthropoda; Insecta; Phasmatodea; Bacillidae. The coding region runs from base 674 to 1801 and encodes 375 amino acids. The record is from RefSeq and is a predicted model, not a curated record.
CGUGCAGAGCCUUGGAAAUCCGGCUUUUAUUCGAAAACUAUUCCACGUAUUGUUUUGCGGUUUGGCUACGAAAAGCAUUUAAGGAACAGCUUACAGGCCUAUAAUAGUGAGACGUUCUAUUUUCCCUUACUAAUAGGUAAGUUUUGACUGUGAAAAUGGCUAAAACGGCACUUUUUGCGGCGAGAUUUAGGUAAGAAGAUUCAUUUUCCCGGGCUUCGGAAAAUUAUAGACCCGUAGAAUGCACCUUUGUCUUGCGUCGCGUGAUAAAAAAAUAUAGUUUCGUAGAUGAAAAUCGAUGGUUCUACGAUGCAGUUCUAAAGCACUGCAUGCCAGUAAGACACUCCAGUGAAGUGGCGCCACCACGCGCUCCGCUCGGCCGCUAUCAGUCCGGGAGGGGAAGUAGCCUUGAGCGGCGGGAAGGUGGGUAUGCGGGGGGAAAAGAUCCGGCUGGUAGGGGGAGUGCCCAGCUGCUGCGUGUCGCUAACCUGAGUCUAGGGCAGUAGCUGUCUUUGACAGACGCACAGUGCGAGGUGCGAGAUAAUAGUUCGUACAUCCAUCAUCCUGCGUGCGUGCUCUGAUACUUGUGAAUGUGUGUGGGUGAAUUGACUCGCGUCAAGUGCCAGUAGAACGUUUAGCCUUUAUACCCAUUUAGAAAGGUUUGAUUUACAAAGGUAUGGAAUCUGCGAGAAAGCAAGUUUUGAAUGAAGACAAAAGAAGAGGUAAAAAACGUCACUUGCGUCUGAAUGCAGUUCGAAAGAAAAGGAAAUGGAACAAAGGGAAAGUUUUACGUUUAGUUGACGGCAGGCUGCGUUACGUGAAAAACCAUGAAACAAGGUUUUCCAACUAUACUUCACAUGAGUCUUUCAGUACAUCCAAACACGCGGGGAAUAUAGAAAAUGCUGUUGAAAGGAAAACCCAGACAGACAGUGAGACUUGCUACAUAACGUUGUCUCCAGCAAGGUGUUCCACCUCUCCCGGCGAUACUGCUUCACAUGAUCAAGUAGACAUCGAUGGAGCAGGUUGUUCGUUUUGGACAAACGAAAUAUUGGCGACACCGCAGAAAGUCACAACUACUGAUUAUCCUACAGAAGAAUAUGAUGUUACUGGAAUAUUUUCAGACACGGAACAAGAGUCAAAAUCGGUCACAAGUGACUACGCUCAGCUUCUUGAAGGCGUGGAGAAACUUUCGUCACCAGCAUCUUCACCCGAACAAACCUCUCCUAAAAAAACUUUCAGCUCUGAAUCAUCAACCUUUCCGAUACAAGGCCGUCGACUGUUUGAUGUUGACUUUCUAUUCAAAGAAAUGUCGCGCAUCAGCCAACAUAACAAAGUGUUUCAGUGUUCGUUUGAAAAUAUGCGAUUAAUAAAAGAACAUAAAAAUGGAAUGAUAAGUAAAUUUGAUUUCAAGUGUAAUAUGUGUGGUACUGUUGAAUCUAUUUUCUCGGAGGACCCCCAAACAAAUAAAGUCAACUGUAACAUGGCAUGGGUGAACAGUAUGUUGUUAACGGGCCAAAGUUUUACACAGUUACAAGACAUAACUUCAACUUUGGAAAUGCCUUGCAUGGCCAAGGAGACUUUCAACAAAUGUCAAAAAUCCCUAUCUUCUGUUAUACACGAUGUCGCAUGUCAAAGUAUGGAAGCCGCUGGCAAAGAAGAAGCAAGAUUGGCAGUAGAAAAUGGCAGUGUGGAUGUCGACGGAGUUCCUCUCAUAGCAGUUGUCACUGAUGGAGCUUGGUGUAAACGAUCGUAUGGAAACAAAUAUGAUGCUCUUUCUGGGGUGGUAAGUUUGUGUAUUACGUAAUCUUAUUGCGUGUUGAAUAAUAAUUUGUAGGCAAUCUGUGUUAUAUCAGUAAUUAUGUAUUAUUAGUAACUAAAAUAAGUUCAUGACAGUGUGAACAACACGUAAUAGUUAUUUUGUUAAUAUUUCCUUCUUUUGUAGAUAAAUGC